Messenger RNA from Coturnix japonica (Japanese quail), 1756 nucleotides. Lineage: Eukaryota; Metazoa; Chordata; Aves; Galliformes; Phasianidae. The record is from RefSeq and is a predicted model, not a curated record.
GAGUAUUGCUCACUCUUCAGUGGGGAUGGGAGGAGCUGUGUCCCUCCGUGUCCGGGGCGGGCGGUGUCCCCGUUCCCAUCCCCCCGUUCCCUACGGUGACGUUACGGUGCGUGUGUCCAGCCGCUGUUUGAGGCUGUUGGUUCCAUCCCCGCCCCGCUGUUAUAUUUGAUCCGCCGGGAUGCCGCUCACCGCCUGGCAGCCGCUGUUUGCUGCGCCCGCCCCGUGUGCCGCCGUGUCCUGAGGGGCCGGGCUGGGCCGGGGGGGUGGAGCUGGGAACACACUGUUACAGACUUACCUCCCCCACCGUCGCUGCUCCCCGCUGGAGCCCAUGGGCCAGCAGCCCUCAGUGCUCAGUGGCAUUGGGUGGCCAAGGAGGGGCUGUGCCUGGGCUCACCUGAAGCGCUGCAGCCCCCCACGCUCCAGCCCUGAGCUCCGGUCCUACUGCGCAGCUCCGCUGUUCACCCAACACGGAGCUGCAGCCGGGGCCAGGCUGGGGAUGUUCCUGGCAGCCGCUUGCUCUGGGGGCAGCCAGCAGCGGUGAGAGCUGCGGGGCAGCACUUUACCUCCCGCAGCUCGGGCUGGGGGCCAGGAUGCCAGCAGAGCCUGAGCCCGGCAGCAGCAGCACGUGCCUGCAAUGGUGACCUCGUGGCCUCUGCCUGCAGCGAGCGGCCCUGCAGCCAGCGAGGCCCACGGGGGCUGCCUACACUGUGCCCUACUUAGGCUUGAGUGCGCUCCAGGGCCCUUGGCUGCAAUGCGUGGGAGCGACGGACUCAGCAAGCAGGACCUGCAGGGGCUGGGGAACACGGAGCUCCAGUACUGGGUUAUGUUUUAGGGUCAGGAUCACCCGACCCUCCUGGGCCACCCCAGCUUCACAGUCUGGCCCUUGUCCAUCAAGGGGCACUGAUGGGAGCUGGGGAUGUGAUCGCACAGCAGCUGGUGGAGCAGCGCGGGCUGCGUGGGCACCAAAGCCAACGCACCCUGAAAAUGACGGCCAUUGGAUUCUGCUUUGUGGUGGUACAGGAUCCUGGACCGGCUCGUCCCAGGGACCACGAAAGUGGUGGCUGUAAAGAAGAUGGUGCUGGACCAGGGCGCCUUUGCACCUUGUUUCCUUGGCUGCUUCCUCGCCAUCACCGGGGCGUUGAAUGGGCUGUCGGUGGAGCAGAACUGGGCUAAGAUCCAGCAGGACUACAUGGACGCGCUGCUCACCAACUACUGUGCUGGCUGUCGUGCAGUGUGUUGCCAUUGUCUGGAACUGCUACCUGUCCUGGAAAGCAAACCGGCUGUGAGGGGCAGCUGUGCUCCAGGUGCCCCCACCCACCAGCUCUGGAGCCUCAGUCGGGGACUGUGUGUGGGGCUGGAGUGCCGUGCUGUCCAUCACGGGGAUGCUAUGGCAGCGAUGACCCCGUGGGGCUGUGGGACCGCUCUGUCUGUUCUCUGUGCCCUGCCCAGCACAGGAGAUGCUCCGUCCUUCCCCAGCCUCACUGCUGGCUCACACCCCACGUGUGACAGUGCCCUCCAGUACCUCCACUGGGACUCGGGUCGGGCCCUUCAGGAGCACCCAAUAAAAGCUCCGCUCCGCUGCCCCUGUAACGCGUGAAUUAUCGCCCCCCCGUCACCCUGGGCCUUUUGGGGCCGGGGAUUCAGCCCUCGGCCCGUCGUUUCCCAUCGUCGCCGGGCGCGGUGCCGCGGUGCCGUAUCCCCGAGCCGCAUGGCACCGCGCUCGUCUCUAUGAGUCACGCCUUUGGCCACCGCCGCU